GAGCAUAGCACAGCUCUUUAUAUAAAUACAAUAAGGAGCCACAAUCACAAUACAGUUUCAAUCCCUCUUUUUCUUCUUCUUCCAAAUCUAAGUUCACAUCUCCAUCAAUCUAACCAAAUUUCCACAAAAUAACUGCCUACUAACAACUCAAAAAUUUCCACAGCUCGGAUUUUCACUCAACAAUGGCAGUGACACUCAAAAAAUUUCCUACAAUAUUUGUGGCAUUUUUGUUUGUCUCCGCCGCCAUUGCUUCUCUCCCGCCUCCACCAACAGACCCUUUCUUAUAUGCACCGCGUCAAGCCAUGUUUCCUUGGACAACAAACCCUAACAGGAACCUUAAGAAAUCUACUCCAAAGUCGGUGAUUGGUUUGUCGAUAUUUGCGGGACUUGCACUUUUUGCAAUAUGCCUGGGAGUGGUCUAUUGUGUGUGUUUUAAAUCUUCUUCACCACCACUUGCUGCUACUGAUAUUGAUGCUGAUGGGACAGCGGUUGGAGUUCCAGUGCCAAUGCAAAGACUCAGAUCCAGAUCAGAUCAAUCGAGUAAUGAAGUUUAAUUGUAAUAUUUAUAGACGUUUUACUAUUGUUAUAAGUAUAUUUUAGGAUUUUCUAAGUUUUUUUAUUAUCAGCUUGUACCAAAUAUUAAUGGAAAUUAAGUAUU
Messenger RNA from Vicia villosa (hairy vetch), 658 nucleotides. RefSeq lists its product as uncharacterized. The coding region runs from base 183 to 554 and encodes 123 amino acids. Lineage: Eukaryota; Viridiplantae; Streptophyta; Magnoliopsida; Fabales; Fabaceae. The transcript has 2 exons. The record is from RefSeq and is a predicted model, not a curated record.